Pseudophryne corroboree (corroboree frog) is the source of this 4041-nucleotide messenger RNA. It is a transcript of the gene KLHL35, whose product is annotated as kelch like family member 35. Gene Ontology annotation, molecular function: protein binding. Lineage: Eukaryota; Metazoa; Chordata; Amphibia; Anura; Myobatrachidae. The transcript is spliced from 7 exons. The record is from RefSeq and is a predicted model, not a curated record. Bases 1161 to 2957 code for a protein of 598 amino acids.
CUAGCUCCUCCUCCCCUGCUCGCACAUAGCUCACACACAGCUCUAUCCCCAAACACAGGACGAGGCAGAACACAUUUCAUUCAUUUCUCUGGAAGCCUUACCCAGCCCACGUCCCUCCUAUCAGAUCAGGGAAUCAGCACAUGCAUAGGCGCAUGGCCCAUACCUGGCAGCAGAGAUACAGGUGCACAGCACUCACCUGACGGCGGAGGUACAGGUGCACAGCACUCACCUGGCAGCAGUUACAGGUACACAGCACUCACCUGGCAGCAGUUACAGGUACACAGCACUCACCUGACGGCAGAGAUACAGUACAGCUACACAUCACUCACCUGGCAGCAGAGGUACAGGUAUACAGCACUCACCUGGCAGCAGAGGUACAGGUAUACAGCACUCACCUGGCAGCAGAGGUACAGGUAUACAGCACUCACCUGGCAGCAGAGGUACAGGUAUACAGCACUCACCUGGCAGCAGAGGUACAGGUAUACAGCACUCACCUGGCAGCAGAGGUACAGGUAUACAGCACUCACCUGGCAGUAGAGGUACAGGUACACAGCACUCACCUGGCAGCAGAGGUACAGGUAUACAGCACUCACCUGGCAGCAGAGGUACAGGUAUACAGCACUCACCUGGCAGUAGAGGUACAGGUAUACAGCACUCACCUGGCAGCAGAGGUACAGGUAUACAUCACUCACCUGGCAGUAGAGGUACAGGUGCACAGCACUCACCUAAUAGCAGAGGUACAGGUAUACAUCACUCACCUGGCAGUAGAGGUACAGGUGCACAGCACUCACCUAAUAGCAGAGGUACAGGUAUACAUCACUCACCUGGCAGUAGAGGUACAGGUGCACAGCACUCACCUAAUAGCAGAGGUACAGGUAUACAUCACUCACCUGGCAGUAGAGGUACAGGUGCACAGCACUCACCUAAUAGCAGAGGUACAGGUACACAGCACUCACCUGGCAGUAGUUACAGGUACACAGAUCUUGCCUGAGUGCAGAGGUACAGGUAAACAGCACUCACCCAACAGCAGGGGUGCAGGUGCACGACACUCACCUGCCAGCAGAGGUACAGAUGCACAGCACUCGCCUGACGGCAGAGAUACAGCUGUCACUAUACUGGAAUCACUACACUGGACCAGGCAAGGAUCACACAACUGGACCAUGCAAGAGUCGGCACCUGCACUGUCCUCUGAUACGAGGGCGCAAAAAUCCCCCAAAGAGCAAAUGCUACUUGAAUCUUUUUGGCUGGAGAAUUCCAUUCGGCAGCCAAGAGCAGACACGUAUCAUAAUAGGCUUUGCAGUGGGACAUGCCACGCAAAGGAGAUCCUACAGAACUUAAAUAUCUACAGGCAAAGCGGAAUGUUCACUGAUGUUAUCCUUCAAAUAGAAGGCCAAAGCUUCCCUUGCCAUCGUGGGGUCUUGUCUGCAACUAGUUCCUACUUCAGAGCUAUGUUUGGAGGUAAUCUCAAGGAGAGCCACCUCAGCAUUGUGAACAUUCAAAAAGUAUCAGCCCGAACUAUGGGCUUUGUGCUGGACUUCAUGUAUGGGGGAAGCCCUAAGAUACAAGAAGACAAUGUAGAAGACAUCUUGCAGGCCUCAGACCUCCUCCACAUCUGCCACUUGCGAGAUGACUGUGUUAAGUUCCUUGAUGGCCAGCUAGACCCUUCUAACUGUGUCGGCAUCAUGAAGUUUGCAGACAUGUUCUCGAUCCCAUCAUUGUCGGAGAAAAGCAAGAAGCUGAUGCUGGAAGGUUUUGGUGAGGUUUCCUGCAAUGAGGAGUUCCUGGAGUUGAGUAAGGCGGAACUGAUUGAGUGCUUGGGUAACAAUGAUCUAGUGGUGGACAAGGAAGAGGUUGUCUUUGAAGCAGUAAUGAGGUGGGUGAAGGGGAACAAAAGCAUGGUAAAGAAAGAUCUGAGGGAUAUUCUGGAGCAUGUGAGGUUGCCCUUGCUAGAUCCUGUUUAUUUCCUGGAGAAGGUGGAAAUGGAAAAAAUAAUCCAAGACUGCCCUGAGUGCUUCCCUCUGCUGCAUGAGGCUCGGAUGUACCACAUUCUUGGAAAACCUCUCAACUCCUGUAGGGUGAGACCAAGAAGUUUUAUGGACAUAUCGGAAGUGAUAGUUAUCAUUGGGGGAUGUGAUAAAAAAGGUCUCUUGAAACUACCCUAUACAGAAUGUUACCAUCCGAAGAAUGGACAAUGGGUGACACUUACCAGCAUGCCGGGGUGCAUCAAAUCAGAGUUUGCUGCCUGCACACUAAAAAAUAAUAUUUACAUCUCAGGUGGUCACAUAAAUAACAGUGACAUGUGGAUGUUUAACACUCAACUGGAUUCCUGGAUCAGGAUCGCCUCGUUGAGCAGCGGACGUUGGCGGCACAAAAUGGCCGUUCUGAAUGGAGAGAUCUAUUGUGUUGGUGGAUUUGAUGGUCUGAAGAGGCUGGAUAUGGUGGAACGCUACAACGCAUUCACCAACGCCUGGUCUCCUGUCGCCCCCAUGUUGGAAGCUGUCAGCUCUGCUGCUGCUGUGUCCUGUAUGAACAAACUCUACGUCAUUGGCGGAGCUACAGAGGAUUGUGGGAACACAAACAAGGUGCAGUGCUACGAUCCAGAAAAAGACACCUGGACAUUUAAGUCUACAGCCCCCUUCUCUAAGAGGUGCAUCAACGCUGUUGAGUUGGAUGAAAGGAUCUACGUUGUUGGAGGUCUACUCAGCGCAAUCUACAGUUACAAUCCAGAGAUGGACGCAUGGAGCGAAACAGCUCCUCUGCCUGCCCUGGAGAGUUGCGGUGUGACCAUUUGUGGCGGGAAGAUCUACAUCUUGGGCGGUAGGGAUGAAACUGGCGAGGAGACGGAAAGAGCUUUCGUAUUUGACCCUAAAUCUGGGAGAGUAGAAGACGAAACCCCUCUGCAACGCAGCACCAGCUAUCACGGCUGUGUCACCAUCCUGCAAAGAACAGCGUCUUAAUGUUACGCAGCAUUUAAUUAUCUGUCAUCAUGGUGCCCAGGGGGUUAACUAUGGGAAUGACUGGCUGUAGGAAGUACCGAUACUGUGAAUAUUAUAUCCAUUGAUAGUUUGUGUUUUUUUAUUUUUUUAAAAGACAAACCUGAAGUGGAUAUAUUUUGUUAAGUACUUAUGUGCACAGUUAAGAUGGGUGUGUUUUAUGUGCACCUUUUUGUGUCAUACUCUGAUUUAUAUAGAGAUUUAGUGUUGUUUGGUAGUAUUUAAAAAAAAAAAAAAAAAGUAUUGUGCUGUGAAAUAGUGCAAUAGUGGAAAAACAGUUCAUGGGGGUAAUUCCAAGUUGAUCGCAGCAGGAAUUUUGUUAGCAGUUGGGCAAAACCAUGGCCCUCAUUCCGAGUUGUUCGCUCGGAGAUUUUCAUCGCAUCGCAGUGAGAAUUCUCUUAGUGCGCAUGCGCAAUGUUCGCACUGCGACUGCACCAAGUAACUUUACUAUGAAGAAAGUAAGUUUACUCACGGCUUUUUCAUCGCUCCGACGUUCGCAUUGUGAUUGACAGGAAAUGGGUGUUACUGGGCGGAUGCACGGCGUUUUAGGGGCGUGUGGCUGGAAACGCUACCGUUUCCGGAGAAAACGCAGGAGUGGCCGGGGAAACGGUGGGUGUGCCUGGGCGAACGCUGGGUGUGUUUAUGACGUCAGCCAGGACCGAAAAGCACUGAACUGAUCGCACAGGCAGAGUAAGUCUGAAGCUACUCAAAAACUGCUAACUCGUUUGUAAUCGCAAUAUUGCGCAUACAUCGGUCGCACAUUUAAGAAGCUAAGAUUCACUCCCAGUAGGCGGCGGCUUAGCGUGUGUAACUCUGCUACAUUCGCCUUGCGAGCGAUCAACUCGGAAUGAGGGCCCAUGUGCACUGCAGGGGAGGCAGAUAUAAGCCGCUCAUAACUUUAUUGUGAUUACAUAAACCUUUUACUUAAGCUAGCUUAUCACUAAAUAAAACCACACCACACACUGAAAUAAAGACACGGACACAGUAGCUGGAGUUAAAGGUCAGACGAUGUUUAUUAAUCGCUGACCAACUCUUUAAACUAAUAAUU